Molecule: messenger RNA, 1401 nt
Organism: Linnemannia hyalina
Lineage: Eukaryota; Fungi; Mortierellomycota; Mortierellomycetes; Mortierellales; Mortierellaceae
Source: the annotation of a GenBank genome assembly
AUGUUGCGUAACACCCUUUUCACCACCUCCAGGGCCAUGCUCGCCCGCCAGGCCAGACCUGCGACUGCUUCAAUCGCCAUCCGCGCUAUGAGCCAGACUUCCUCCGUUGCCGCUCACAACCAUGCCUUGAGUCACGCCGAUGUGGAUGCGGACCCCAAGACAUUGGACAUUAUCGAUAAGCAUGCCAAAUACACCCUCACCACUUAUGGCCGCCCUGCCGUCGUCUUCACCCACGGCAAGGGCUCUUACCUUUACGACGUUGGACACCGCGAAUACCUCGACUUCACCGCCGGUAUUGCCGUCAACGCGCUCGGACACUCCGAUCCCGAGGUCGCCAGGAUCCUCUUUGAUCAGGCCAAGCAGGUCGUCCAUCUCAGCAACCUUUACUACAACGUCCCCGCCGGUGAAUUGGCCGAGCAGCUGAUCGAGGGCACCCGUGCUUCAGGAGACUUUAACGCCUCCAAGAUCUUUUUCUCCAACUCGGGAACUGAGGCCAACGAGGGUGCCUUGAAGUUUGCGCGCAAGGUUGCUAAACUCACAGCCAAGCCCGGUCAGGAGAACAACAAGUUUGGCGUUGUCUCGUUCAACAACGGAUUCCAUGGUCGUUCGAUGGGCGCUCUUUCGGCUACCCCCAACCCCAAGUACCAGAAGCCCUUCCUGCCCCUGGUUCCUGGAUUCGCCCAUGCUCCCUAUAACGAUGUUGAAGCCGUUGAUCAGUAUGUCACCGAGGAGACCUGCGCUGUUAUUGUCGAGCCCAUUCAGGGUGAGGGAGGAAUCAACGUUGCAUCGGAGGCUUUCUUGAAGAAGUUGCGUUCUCGCUGUGACGAGGUCGGCGCCCUGUUGAUCUACGACGAGAUUCAGUGUGGACUGGGUCGUACAGGCAAGCUCUGGGCCCACCAGCACUUUUCUAAGGAGUGCACGCCCGACAUCCUCACGAUGGCCAAGCCUCUGGCCAACGGCUUCCCCAUUGGUGCUAUCAUGAUCACAGACAAGGUUGCCGAGAAGAUUGCCAUCGGUGACCACGGAACCACCUUUGGAGGAAACCCAUUGGGCUGCGCUGUUGCAUCGAGCGUCCUCCGUAGGAUCAACAACCCCGAGUUCUUGGACAAUGUCAAUCAGACCGGAGAGCAUUUCAAGGAGCAACUCGAGUCGAUCCAGUCGCCCCUUAUCAAGGAGAUUCGCGCCAAAGGCAUGAUCCUCGGUAUGGAGUUCAAGGUCGACCCCUCUCCCCUUGUUGCACUUGCCCGUGAGCGUGGAUUGUUGAUCAUUACUGCUGCCAACAACACUGUCCGCUUUGUCCCUGCCUUGAACAUUUCCAAGGCCGAGAUUGACCAGGGUAUCACUAUCCUCAAGCAGGCCAUUGGUGCCUUUGAGGACCGCGUCAUGGACGUUGAGGCAUAA